CCCUGUAACAACUUGCUAUGUGCUGAAGACUGCCAGUGUGAGAGACAGACAGACAAACAUAGGAAGAGACUGUAGGCUAAUACAGACACAUACACAAACAUAGAGGGAGUUAAAUAUAAGAAAGUCAUACUGAACAAUUGUGCCAACUGCCAGCUAUGGUGUGGAGUGCUUGGAUUCCUUGAAUGGACUUUUGAAUGGGCUGUGUUUAUGUGUAUGGAUUCUGACUGAAGCUGAUUCAAAGAAAUGGAGAACGUCCUCGCCAAAGCCCUCUAUGACAACACGGCAGAGUGCUCGGAUGAGCUGGCCUUCCGGAAGGGUGACAUCCUCACGGUGAUGGACCAGAAUGUGGCGGGCAGCAUCGGUUGGUGGAAGUGCUCCCUGCACGGGCGCCAGGGCCUCGCACCGGCCAACCGGCUGCUUGUCCUCUCUCCCUCCCAGGCGGAGGCGCUCUACUCCAAGACCUCCAGUCAGGCAGACAAGCCCUCCCUGCCGGGCUCCUCCCCAGUCAGGCAAGCCCCCCAGAGCAUCUACCAGGUGCCCUCGGUGCCCAGGAAUUGUAACUCCAGCCCUGCGUAUGAGUGCAUGGAGCGCAUCUAUGAGGUGCCCUCCUCCGCCCCACACCCUGCCUGCUGGAGCCCAGGGCCCUUGCCACUCAGACAAGAGGGCAUAGGCUCACCCACAAAGGCCAAAAGCACAGCACCCAGUCCUACAGCGGAGGUGUAUGAUGUCCCCAGCCUGGUGCGAAAAGCUUCUCUCGUCAAUACUCAGGCUCCAAAUCUGAGGACACGGAAAUCUUCUCUGGCCUCUGAUCUUGAGAAGCGCUAUGAGAUCAUGGACACCAAGAUAAGCAACAGCUGCAGCCAAAAUAAUGUGUACGCUGUGCCUCCAUCCAUAUCCCCGGAGCCCAACUAUGACAUCCCUGUGCCCGCUACCAUUGAUGCCGAACACAGACUGGCAGGCAGCUACAGCACUCUGCCAAUACCCCGCAAAUCUGAGUGGAUUUAUGACGUGCCGGCAGCCACAGAGAAAUCUGGCAACUAUGGCACCAUGCCAGCCAAAGUGGCGAGCGCUCGCGUUUGGCCUCCCAAGAGCUCCAGCCCUGGCUCAGACACGUCCCUCUAUGACAUCCCAAAACCCAGCCCGAAUGUUCUGCAGGGAGAGGGAGGAACCAGCCCUACCGGCAUUUACGACAUCCCCCCGGGACAAAAGCAGACAGAGGGGCCUGAGAGUGCCCCUGUUUCCCAAGAGGCAUUGCCUUCCCGUGGUGCCAUGGCUUCACGGGAGUCUCUGCUCUCUCGAGCUGAGCCAUUCUCCCCCCGGGGCCACGUGCCGCUGGAGUGCCGGGCGAACUGCGGCCCUACGUACGACCACCCGCGCGGUCGCCUGCCCCGCGGCCGACUGGGCCUCAUGUCCCUGCUGGAGGAGGAUGGGAGCAGGGGGGAGCACAGGCCUGGCAGCCGCACAUCCCGCUCGUCCACCACCGACAGCCAGCGAAUCAGCACGGCGUCCACCUCCUCCACGGCCUCCAGCUCGUCCACCAGCUCGUGUGACUCCCUGGCCCUCAGCUCCUCGUCGUCGCCGGAGCUGCUGCGCGAGGUAACGCUGGCACAGGACGAGGUGUGCCGGCGGCUGGCCGGGCUGCAGGACGAGGUUUGCCGUGACGUGCCACGGCUCAUGCUGUUCGUCAGCAGCCGCUGGCGCUGCCGCGAGCACCUGGCCGAGCACCUGCCGGCCGUGCGUGCCGCCGCCGAGGCCAUCGCCAGCUCCGUCACACACUUCCUCAACUUUGCGUCGGACGUGCGGGGCAAUGCGCGGCGCCUUACUGACGCCAACCUCCAGGCGCGGCUGCUCAAGCAGCUCUCCAUCGUGGAGGACUCGGGGCUCAUUCUGCAGCAGGCUGUGGAGGCCCUGGACAAGGUGGGCUGGAAACUGGACAUUCUGGCACAGGACCCAGGUCAGGCGCAGACCCCCGACCAGCUGGAGCGGUUCGUCAUGGUGGCGCGCACGAUGCCUGAGGACAUCAAACGCCUUGUGUCCAUCCUCAAUGCCAAUGGAAAGCUUCUGUUCCGACUGGUGCAGAAGGAGCCGGAAUCGCCACAAAAAAACACAGCGCUGCCAGAUCUGAAAAAAGACAAGGGCAAGAGUAAGCAGGUGGCAGACCCAGAUGAAGAUGAUAAUGAUUAUGUCCAGCUACAGAAGUUCGAGCAGAAACAAAAGAAAGUACCGGUUGACAGAACAUCCAAGGAGAUUCCAAAUACUCCCAAGAGUCAGGCGUGCUCUUCGUCUUCCUCUUCAAGCUCUCAGAAUGAGAGGGCUCCCCCCCCGCCCCCCACGGCACCCAAACCGCUCCUCAGACAGCCCUCGCAGUCGGUGCUCUCGGAACACUGCCGUCUGUACUUCGGCGCGCUACAGCGGGCCAUCAACGAGUUUGUGAGCAGCAUCCUGGCUGGCCAGCCCCCUGAAGCCUUCAUCUCCCACAGCAAGCUGGUGAUCAUGGUGGGCCAGAAGCUGGUCAACACGCUGUGCAACGAGGCCCACAAAGACGGCAGUGGGAACAACAACACCACCUGCGCCGCCAGCAAUUGGUAUACCACCACCAACAACAGCACCAGCGCCAGCAGCAACAGCAGGAGUGACCUGCUGCACAGGAGCAACCACCUGUGCGCCCUCCUGAAGCAGCUAGCGGUGGCCACCAAGAAGGCCGCCUUGCACUUCCCUGACCAGCUGGCGCUCCAGGAGGCUCAGACUUUUGCCAAGGAGCUGGCCCAGCGGGCAAUGCAGUUCCGGCAGUCACUGGAGGUCUGAAGUAACAUGCUCCUGGUUUUAGUGAUGGACAGCACCAUGACACUUUUAAAUAUCUGAAAACAUUGAGACAUUAAAAUGAAAAAAAGUUACAGGUGAUUUUAUUUUCACAUCCAGAAAUCGGAAGUACAUUUUUGUGAUGUACAAGUACAACUCAGACUGGGCCAUUUUCCACACCUUUUCCAUUGUAUAGCAACUAUUUGGACAAUUUGAUUUUUUUUGUCCUGCAUUUGAGUGCGUAGCUAGCACUGGAACUCUACAGGCAGACUGCUAUCAUUUUCAUAAAAUCCCAAGACAGACAUCUGUCACCCAUUAGCUUGUUUGAUCAUGAAAUGGACGUGAAAUAUCAUGGCAAUUUUGGUCAUAUCUGCUGAAUCAUUAUUGUUUCAAAUUUGAAGCAAUUUAUUUGUGCCAAAAUACAUUUCACUUGAUGUAUUUAGAUCUUGAGCAAUUCAUAACUUUUAUGGAAUUAGUCAUUACAAUUUAUAUUAAGUACUGGUAGUAUUGUUAAGUAUUUUUUUAGGUCUUAUUAGUUUGUACAAUUCGUGUAUAUGGAAGAGCCUAAGAGAAGUUAUUGUUUUUUUUUAUUUGGUCACUGUUACUAAAAAUAAUAUGAAAAGUCUUCCCUAAGGUUUGAAAUCUUAAAGGUUUAUCAUUGCAUAAACUAAAAAGACAUUCCAUCCAAAUUUCUGAGUCCUGUGAAGCUCCUCGCAUUUCAUAUGACAAAAUACAGACUAUGUGACACCAUGAGCCUGAUACAGGUAUUCUUUCAUUACAAUAUACAUUGCAAUAUUAAACCCUCCAUUUAGGUGAAAAGUCCUGAAGAGCUGAAGUAACACUCUACUUAUCUUAUUUGAAGAUGUCAGAAUCUGCCCUUACACCACCACCAGUUUUGUGAGAAGCCUUAUCUGUUUUUUUGCUUCCUUAGGAAAUGUCCAUUUUAACAGUCUUCUAGCAGUCAGUUUUAGCGGUGUCAUGGUCAUCAACAAAUUUUUUGCACUUUUGUUUUUGAGCCAAACCUUAAGGUUAAUAUAGAAACAAUAUACCUAUAUUGUUGAUAAAUGCAAGUGUAAUUAUUUUUGUACAUUGGGAGUUGGUGUUGUCUGAGGAGGUUAAUGUGUUCCGUUUAUUUUAAAUGAUUGAUAUUCGGCUGUGUGUACAUAUUCAUUAUAGUUUCAUUAUAGUGGCAUAUAGACGUAUUAGUCAGUGUAAAGAAACCUUUAUUAUGUUAUUUGUUAUUGUUUAUUCAGUCUCCAUGUUAGUUUCGCUGUGUGUUU
Alosa alosa (allis shad) is the source of this 4079-nucleotide messenger RNA. It is a transcript of the gene cass4, whose product is annotated as Cas scaffold protein family member 4. Gene Ontology annotation, molecular function: protein binding. Bases 244 to 2805 code for a protein of 853 amino acids. Gene Ontology annotation, biological process: cell migration; cell surface receptor protein tyrosine kinase signaling pathway. The transcript has 7 exons. Gene Ontology annotation, cellular component: plasma membrane; cytoplasm. NCBI's taxonomy places the organism in Eukaryota, Metazoa, Chordata, Actinopteri, Clupeiformes, Clupeidae. The record is from RefSeq and is a predicted model, not a curated record.